ACUGUACCAGAGGGCAUCAUGGUGGUGCAGCAGUUAGUGCUGCUGUCUCACUCUUUUGGGUUUCAGGUUCAUUGCUGUUCUCAGCUGCUGUCUGUGUGGAGUUUGCAUGUUCUCUCUGUGACCACAUCCCAAAAGCAUGCAGAUAGAUGAAUGUGCUACUGUAAAUUACUCUUUCAGAUUUGCCUAAUGACAAAAAUAAUUGGAAGGAUGCCGAAAGGUAUUCAUGAGAGAGAAUGAUUUGCCAAGUACAGAGAGAUUAUGACGGGGGAGAUUGGGAUUGAUGGAAAUGACAUGGAUCUAAAAAACCCUCUGUGUGAUUAUAAGGUUCAUCUCCCUCAUAACCUCGUGAUUGGAGGUAUUGAGGACACAGCUGCGUUAUCCCCAAAAUUUACCUUCAAUCCUAAAGAAGGGAUCGAUAAUCCCGCCUUGGUCAUAAAUGAUGAUGUUGAAUUGUCGAUCUUGAUCAAGCCCAGAGUCUGUGUCCUGUCUAAGAAGAACCAUGAGGUGUUUGGCUUCUACCUGCGGGCUGAGAAGGGGAGGCAAGGACAUCUCAUCCGACAGGUGGAGCCUGCAAGCUACGCUCAGCUGGCUGGGCUCUACGAUGGUGACAGGGUGCUCGAGAUCAAUGGAGAGUACGUCGAUAACUUGGCACAUUCCAAGGUUGUGGAGAAAAUAAAGCGGAGUGGCAACAAAAUCAUCUUUCUGGUUGUUGAUGAAGUCUCCUAUGAAGAUGCCAGAAUGAGGAAUCUGAAUCUUGCAGAUUUUUUACAGGCUGAACACGGGGCCCCACAUGGUAAACCACGUCUCUGCUAUGUAGAAAAAGGCCCCGAUGGAUUUGACAUUCAGUUGUGCUCUCCUGAAGGUGUCAAAGGUCCAUUUACGUUGAGCAUCCAACAUGGGGGAGGUGCUGAAAAAGGUGGACUACAGAUGGAUGACAGGAUCAUUGAAGUUAAUGGAGUUAAUAUUGAGGACUGCACACAUUUCCAAGUUGCCAAAAAGAUUAAAGAGAGUGGAGAUUCAGUAACAUUCCUCGUGGCUGAUCAGAAGACAGAAGCUUACUAUAGGGAGAAAGGCAUCAAGAUCAUUCCAGCCAUGGCCUGCUUUAAGCACUUGCCAUUCAAGACAAGGAAACUUUACUUAGUGAAAGGGAGUUGUGGCUAUGGAUUCCUACUGAAAACUGAGAAAACAGUUUCUGGGGCACUUGGUCAGUAUUUGUCAGAUGUGGAUGUGGGAAGCUCAGCGGAGACAUGUGGGAUGCAGGAAGGUGAUCGCUUGCUAAGUGUAAAUGGAGAGAAUAUUGAAGGGCUGGAACAUGAUGUUGUAGUGAAGAAGGUCAGACAGAAUGGAAAUCAGGCUACCCUUGUUGUCAUCAGCUCUGAAGGAGACAACUAUUUUACAUCUCUGGGGUUGCCUCCUUUGAUUUGCGAAGAUGAAGACGAAAUUAAUCCAAGGCAGACAACAGAAGAUCAAACAGAGGAUCCAGCACCACUUCAGCGACAUAGUUCUUGUCCAUUACGGGUGGCAGGAGAAAGAAAAACGGUUCCCACAGCCAGACUUUGCCACUUGGUGAAAGGCUCCAAAGGAUAUGGCUUCCAACUUUACAGUAUCACUGAUGAGCAAGGAGCUUACAUCCAGCAGGUUAUACCUGAAGAAGUCGGAUACAAGGCGGGAAUCCGGACUGGUGAUAUAGUGAUUGAAGUCAAUGGAAAGAAUAUAGAGAAAGUCGAUUAUGAGGACGUUCUUCAGAGAAUAAAAGAAAAUGAGGGCAAAGUGACUCUUCUUGUCAUGAAUAAAAAAGAAUAUUGGGACUGCAAGGAUAACAACAUCCCAAUUAGCAGAGAGUCGGGCAGUGAAGACAAUGAAAUUAAGAAAACCAAGAAUCCCGAGAAAGGGAAUUUCUCCAGCUUUAACAUCAGGAAAACAAGCCUAAAAAAAAGCAGCACUCUUCCUAUUAUCAAGCUCAGGAUGUCAGGAAGAUUGAAAAAGAACACUUAAAACGAUAACAGGGCACCAGAUUUGUGGAGUGAUUUAUUUUUGUGAAGUUAUGGGAUUCGAUGAAGUAUUCCAAAACAACUAUCUCCUUGUCAUUUCUGAAACAGCGACACACAAGGGAAAACAUUGCACUUUAUUAAUCCUUAGGAAUACUUAGAUGGAGAGAGUAGUAGAUCAUGCUUUUCAAGUGACGAUAGGCACUUCUCACCUAAAUUUCUAUUGCUCCUUUUUAAAUGGAAAAUUAAUUAUCAUCGUUCAAAUUUUGAACUAUUUUUUUUUAAGUGGGGUUAUCCAAUCAGAUUGGGAAAACAUGUCAAGGUGCACUUGAAUGUUAAGAAGUAAAAGUGCCAAUCUUAAAUUUGUGGGCAGUUAGAUGCUCUUGACCUAUUUAGGAGUGAGAAGGUGUGUAGUGGCCCGGCAUUUCUAUUUUAAUUGACAUUUCCUACAGUUUGUCAGUAUUUCUGUGGACGGUCACUUUUGGAACACGAAAAUGGAGAAAUGUAAUGGUGCGUCAAUACAUGCUCGAUACUCCAUGUGCAUUUACUUUGUACUUCAGCAAUAUGUAUUAUUAUAUUACACUGUACAGUCCAGUAUUUAACAAGCCAGUUUAGCAGAGGGCAGUGUUAAGUUGUUGAAGAGGCUUAAAAGUUUUUUUUGGAAAAGGCCUGAAAUGACAAGAACAAUCAAUAACUGGCCUUCCUGACCUGUACUUUUUUCUCUCACCAUUACACCCUUCAAUAAAAUAACAAUAACAGAACAUUCCAAGUGCACCUAACAUACUGGGCUGCCAUUGCCAGAGGCACUGCAAAACAGCCAAGCCUCCAAAAGAUGACCACUCCAAAAUCACAAAAGAGUUAUUGACAGCAGAAUUGAUCUUAGAAAUCACCUUUACAACUGCUUUUUCCUUAAAAAGAGAGUGUAUUAUUUCAAUAAAAUGUAUAUAGUUUCAAUAAUCAGUCUGGACUGAAUUCUUCUGUUGAAAUGUGAUACUUAAGGGCCUGUCCCACUUUCACGACCUAAUUCACGACAUUUUUUACUCGUGGACAUUUUUCAUCAUGAUGAAAAAACGGCACGACCUACUUGAUGCCACAAGUACCUACGAUUAGCAUCACGACCUACCUACGACCUCGUGAGGACCAUUCUGCGAGUAUGAGUCGAGGGUAAACUUGGCAGAGGUCAUGAAUUAGGUCGUGAAAGUGGGACAGGCCCUUUACUCAUUCACACAGGGUCCACUUAUUUUAAAAUGUUUUUACAAACAGAUGCUAGUUUGCGUGGUGCCCUUUAAGCCAAACCUGCAUCCUUAGAAGGUUCCAGACCUGAUACCCACCUGUCAAUUCUCUCUACAUAUACUGCCUGAACCACUGAGUCCCUCCAGCACUUUGUGUUUUACUCAAGAUUUCAAUAUCUGCAGUUUGUUGUGUCUGCAUUCGUAUUGAUCUGGGUUAAGACAUCUGAUUGAACAGCUGAUCUCCAAAUGACCAAGACAUCUAACUAGAUAUAAUUUCCACUACACUUCCCUUAGAGCUUUGAUCAUUAGAACCAAUUUUGUUUUACUGAUGUUGAUUAGUUUAGAGAUACAGCGCGGAAACAAGCCUUUCGACCCACUGAGUCCAGCCGACCAGCAAUCCCUGUACACUUGCACUAUCCUACACACUAGGGACAAUUUAGUCUUUACCAAAGCCAAUUAACCAACAAGCCUGUACGUUUUUGGAGAGUGGGAGGAAACCGAAGCACCCAGGGAAAACCCACACGGUCACAGGGAGAAAGGACAAACUCCAUACAGAUGGUACCCUGUAAGGCAGCAACUCUAUCAGUGUGCCACCGUGCUGCCCUUAAGUUGGUGCACAAUGGAUGUAUUGAUCAACAGUCCAAUAACCAAAUCCAUCCAUCAUACAAAUAUUAUUGUGGUGUGAAUUAUUUUUCCCUCGGUUUAAUAUCUCAUUCACAAGAUGUGACCUCAGAUAAUAUAGCCAUCAUUAUUGACAAAACUGCAAUUUGUGCAGAAGUUUGCUAAUUGGAACCUGAACUCGCAUCAUUCGGAUUUAGAGGCAAGAGAUGUCAGCACAAUGCCAUGGAUAAAUCAAUACAAUUAUACUUUAACCGAAUAUAGAAACGGGACUGCCCUAAAGACAUUAAACAAAAUUAUGUAACAAAGCUGUCCCCUUGUUAAAUAAGCAUCAUUAAAAUGAAUAAGAUUAUAAUUAUGAUCAUGUCUUAAAAACACACUUCUUCCAGUGCCUACUGAUGCAAUGCUUUGAGCAUGCUGGCCACCAGGGUACAGAGAAAGCAUGGAACUCGUUGCCAGCGCUCUGGUUGAAAUGUAUCUGUGCUUAAUAUUAAAAUUAUAUGAGACAAACACUUCCAUGGCUUUGAUUUUCCUUGUUUCAAUGAUUUUGC
Messenger RNA from Leucoraja erinaceus (little skate), 4389 nucleotides. It is a transcript of the gene nherf4b, whose product is annotated as NHERF family PDZ scaffold protein 4b. The transcript has 12 exons. The coding region runs from base 259 to 1995 and encodes 578 amino acids. Gene Ontology annotation, molecular function: protein-membrane adaptor activity; protein binding. NCBI's taxonomy places the organism in Eukaryota, Metazoa, Chordata, Chondrichthyes, Rajiformes, Rajidae. The record is from RefSeq and is a predicted model, not a curated record. Gene Ontology annotation, biological process: protein localization to plasma membrane. Gene Ontology annotation, cellular component: apical plasma membrane.